AUCCUCCCUCCGCAGCGACCCCCCCGAGCCGCCCCAUGGGGAAGAGAGGACGGCCCCGUAGAUCCCGCCGAGCUCCCGCCUGGACCAAGAGGACGGGCCGUAAGUAGCCGUGAGCUGCCAGCUUAUCCCCGCCCUGCUGGGACUGGUUUCAGCCUCUCCCGCUGCUGGGGAUGCAGGAAAGGAUCUCCCGGAUGGGAAUCCUCCUUCCUCAGUGGGUUAAUGCAGCACUGAGGUGAUGCUGGGGGUGCAAAGUGAUGCUCCGGGUUAUUUGCUGUGAAUCUCUCUCUGUGCUGGUAGCAUGGGGGAAAACAGCAAAGAACCCCGGGGCUGGCCAGGUGGGGCAGGGGGGAUGCUCGGGGGGUUCUGCUUCUCUGAGUCCGGUGCAAAACAGGAAGCAGAGGAGAAACCGUGGGGCCAAGGCUGCACGUGAGCCUUGCAAGGGGGAUGGUGACUGCAGGCAGCUUCUGAGCCCCCAAAAGGGGACCCCAGAAUCAAAAGCCAAUGGGAGCAGGAGCUGCCUGCAAGGUAACACAGCCCUGGGCCUUGAUAUUCCUUAAUUUCCCAUCCCUUUCCCAGAAGAGCUGGAGCAUUGCUUGAGUUUGGGUUGGGGGUGGGCUGGAGCGUCUCCAUGGUUUAGUUUUUACCUUCCAGAGCUGUAAGGGAGUGGUGCUCCCGGUGGAUGUUCUGCCUGCUGCUCCCAGGAGAGCGGGGAGAGGCUGCCAGCAUCCAGCCUGCACUCUGCCUGCACCCCCAGCUCACUGCCUCCCCCUUUCUGCUGCUUUUUGGGGGGACUUAGCCCAAAACACGGGCUCAAAGCUGUGCUGCCAAAGCCGCUUUUGCUGUCGCUGCUGCAUCCCCGGGUGAUCCCCGAGGAUGGAGAUACCGGAGAGUAAACACAGCACCGAGGUGAGGGUGGCAGCAAAGGGGGGCUGGGUGGGGCAGGUACGGGAACGGUGUGGCUGGAUCGAUGUCAGGGGAUCAGGGAUGAAAUCCCACAGGUCACAUUAUCACUGCCCUCACCUCCUUAGCAGGGGCUUGUCACCCUCUGGGUGGCUCUGCUCUCUUCAGCAGCUUGGCCAAAACCUCCAGGGGGUAGAGAGCUGCAUACAGCAAGAAAAGGUCUUUAUUUUAGUGUUUUAAAUAGCAAAAGAGUGAUUAAACCUAUAUAAUAACAAUAAUAAUAUAUAAUUUCUAACAUUGUAGCUUAGCUGUAGCCCUGUAGCUCCACUAUGGCCUGGGGUUACCCCAGAGCUGUGAGAUGAUCAGGUAUACCCACACAGCCGGUGUUUUGGGGCUGUAGGAAGGGAUUUGUGCCACAUCCCUUUGUUUUUUCUGCUGCAAGGAUUGAAAAAAAACAUAGGGGGAGAGGAGAGGAUGGAGCCAGGCUGGUCUGAAUUGCUCUGGAGCACAUUAAAACCAACAGUGCCAUGGGAAGGCAGAAGCAGCCUGGAUUUAUUCUGAGGACCUGCCACUGUGGAAAUACUUGUUGUACCUGAGCUUGUUUGCUGUUGCCACCUUUAAAAUUGCAGCCUGGUCAUGGGUAAAUGUUUUGUUACGACUCACAUGCCAACGAAGGGUUGUUUUCCCCUAUCAUCAGUCUUUGGCUGGGUUAUUGUGUGCCUGGGAUACCACGGCAAAGGAAACAGCGCUGCCUCUCCGGGUAAGAGGCAAUUAGAAUUCCUUUAAAGAUUCCUUUAAAGUGACUCGAAGGGCUCUUAAAAUAAGAUAAAUGUGGGUAUCAGUGCACAGGCUGGGCUGGCUCCACACCCUCUGUAGGGUGGUGCCCAAUGUGCAAUGGAGUUGAUUUUGACAGUGCUGUGUCCUCAGGACCCUCUUCAUGCCCCCAGCCCACGGCACUGCAGCUCUGGCUCUUGACUUUGCUCUGCUCUGCGGUUUUUGGCAUCUCAGGUCCCCCCUUGGUAUCCCCUCUUUCCCUGCCAGCACCUCCAUCUCUUGGAGGGGUCUCAGAUCUGAUCUCUGCUGCCUUUUGGGCUUGCAGUGUUGGUUGUUGCGAUCCCUCAAGGAUUUUCUUCCCAGCUUGGAAAAAAAACUCCUCGAGCACCGGGAGCUCACAGCAGUCAGGGCGAGGAAGGUUUGGGAUGCCAGGCUGGGGAUUUGGGUGUCUUUGAUGCUCUGCCAAGUUGGCUGGAUGCUUUCCCUGCAGGAUGGCCCCCGGCCGCCUCCCAGGUUGCACUCAGGCUCCGGCACGCGAUGGUGGUGCCGGGGCAGGGCGUGGGGCGAGCCUGGCUCUGCCGGGCUCCUCGGGCCCUCCCAGCCCUACCGCACACGGAACAGCCGCGGGAGAUCCCAGCUGUAAACUGCUCCUCUCCAUCCUGGGGGUUGUCCUGCAGGGAGCACAGGACUGAAAGUUCUGUGUGUCUGGAAAGCUGGACUGAAGGGGUCUGUGCUGUCCUGGCUGUCUGUCUGUCUGUCUCCCUUUGGCUCCCACUGCUGAGAGUGAAUCCUUAGGGGCUGCCAGUGCACCCCUUCCUCGGGUGCUGUCCAACUCUCCUUCAGUUAAAAAUAAAGUCAUGUUUUUUUGGGAUAAACUGUCGGAGAUGAUUAUUUUUCAGUGAGCAUCCUUCUUACCCAGGGAAGCUGGACCAGGCAGUGGGUGGCUCCAUGUCCUCUGGGUGUGUGGGAUGGGAUGGUGGGAGCACAGGAGAGGUGUCCUUGCCUCGUGUCAUCUUUUUCUCAAUCCAUAGGUUACCAUGGAAACAUGAAGGUAGCAAGCCUGCUGGUGCAUGAUGCUUUGCCAGGAUGGCCUGGGAUCACCAUCCAUCCAUGAUGGGAUGGUGUGGGGGAAUUUAUAACCACUCCCCACCUUCCUGCUUGUUCCAUGCCUUUAAAUUCUUUUUCCCCCCCCUUUUUUUUUCGCUGGGAGCAGCUUGGCAAGUGCUUGCUACCACUUUGUGGAUUGACAUGACUUAAAUGUGGAAAUGCUGGAGCCAUUGAGGAGAUGGGAAUGAGUGGAUGGAGACACAGGGAUGAACUUCUCUGAGUUUCCCCUCUGGCAGGAGGGUCAGUCUGUAGGGAUGCUGCUGGCAUCUCCCAGGGGACAUGGUGAAACUGGGAGCCAAACCCUGCUCCAUGUUGGAGGUAGACAAGGAAACUCCAUGAGCCUUGGACAUGAGCUGCCUCUGCAGCAUCCUGGGAUGGGGCUUUCCCAGAACACGGGGUGGGGAAGGGAGUGGGAGAGGGGGAAUGGGCCAUGGGACUUUUGGAUCCUUUGUGCAGCGAUAAUUGCAGCCUGCGGUGCUGUGGGGGUGCGUCCUCCAACAUCAAAGAAGGGCUUUUCCAGGCUCUUCUUCCAGGUGUGGGGAGCUGGAUCCAGCUGGGACUUUCCCCCCAGUUUCAGGGCUUGGUGGGGUAGGUGAUGCCCUGGAUCCCAGGGUGGAUCCCAGCAAGUGCUGAGGCAGACAGGGACGCUGCAGUGCGGGAUCCAGGGAGGAUGCUGGGGUGAGGGGUCUGUGCCGGGGGAUCUGAGGAAUGCUGCACGGGCUCUGGGGAGGCUGUGAUGGGACAGGGAUGUUGUGGAGGCACUGAGGAUGCUGUGGGAGCUCUGAGGGUGCUGUUAUGGGACAGAGAUACUCAGGGAUACUUGAAGGAUGCUGUGGGAGCUUGGAGUGAUGGGAUGGGGAUGCCAGUGGGAGGGGACUCUGAGGACGUUGUGGGACACCAGGAAUGAAGCAGGAAUAGGGAUAUUGCAAGACUGAGAAUACUGUGGGAGGGCUCUGAGGAUGCUGUGAUGGGAAAGGAAUACUCAGCAGGGCUCUGAGGGUGCUGUGAUGGGACAGGGAUACUUAGCAGGGCUCUGAGGGUGCUAUGAUGGGACAGGGAUGUUGCAGGGGGGCACUGGGGUUGCUGUGAUGGGACAGGGAUACUCAGCAGGGCUCUGAGGGUGCUGUGAUGGGACAGGAAUACUCAGCAGGGCUCUGAGGGUGCUGUGGUGGGACAGGGAUGUUGCAGGCUCUGAGGAUGCUGUGAUGGGACAGGGAUACUUAGCAGGGCUCUGAGGGUGCUGUGAUGGGACAGGGAUACUCAGCAGGGCUCUGAGGGUGCUGUGAUGGGACAGGGAUGUUGCAGGGGAGUACUGGGGAUGCUGUGGUGGGACAGGGAUAUUGCAGGCUCUGAGGAUGCUGCAGGACUGGGGAUGCUGUGGGGACCAGCAGGACUCUAUGGCAUCACCCCCUCCAGCAGCCCUAUGAGGACACAGGACCUUGCUCAGGGUGUUCAGACCUUCUUGCUUUCAGCAGCUGCUCUGGUUUGGGCUGUGGAUCUGGGAGGGCUGUGGGGAGCUUGAAGUCAUUCCAGAGGCCCCACGGGUGCGGGGGCAGCCGGGUGUGCUCUGUUUUGCUCUGCAUUCCCUGAACGCUUCACUAAACAACGUUUCUUCUCCUCAGGGAUUAUUAGCUGUGUUUGCCUUAGAUAAAUUUUGCAUCAGGCCCAACUUGAGCAUACAAAGCCUGGGAAAAGAUCAUAAAGCUGUCAAAAAAUAUUACUUAAAAAAAGCUGGUAUGUAAAGGCAAACAUUGUGGGCAGAGAGGAUUUUCCAAGUGUUUUCACCGGUGGAAAGGGUGGAAUGUGCUUGGUUGGGUGUUUUGGCACCCAAGGAUGAAGCUAGGGGAUGAAUUUGGUGCUAAUAUCAGGUCCUGAUGCCCAGCAGUUUCCCAGCUCUGGGCAAACAGGGGUACUCAGGCCCCUCAGGAACAUCCCCAGCCUCCAGCUCAGGCAGCUUGGGGCUUUUGUGGCCAGUUUUGCUAAGAACAAAACCCCCCAGGAAGCACAAGCUGCUUUUUACCGUCCCCUAAUUUUACUUUUCCCAAGCAAUUAUAACAUGUAAAGGGGUGAGACCUCCCACUGUGUCUUCUCCUGUAUUGCUCCCACCCUUGAAGAUCCAGUGGGUUUCAUCUUCCUCAGCAGGAGAGGCUUGUUGAGCUGGAAAUAUGGAUGCAGGAUGAAAGCCAGGGUGUAAGUUGGGAUGGGGAAUUGCUUCCCUUUUCUGGAGCCCCCAGGUAAUGCUGAGGCACAAUAAUCCAUGUUUUAUGAUGGAGAAGCAGUUCACAGGAAGAGAGGUGUUUUCCUAGGGGACCAACUCACCUGUCCCUAUCCUUAUGCUGUCAAAUGGACACAAUUUUCUUUUUCUAGUGUCCUGUCCCGUUGCUUUUAGUGUGGUUUAAUUGUCCUUAAUUGCCUUUUAAUUGCUUUUCCCGCCCUUUUAAAUUAAUUACUCUCCUGCCCUUUUAACUUCAGGAGCCCAUGAGAGGGAAGGGAAGAGCCUGGCUCUUGUAGGACCAUCUUUGCUCCCGUUUCUCCUCAUUCUUGGUCCAUUUUUGUCCCCAGACCUGGUGUUCUUGGCUGGCGUUGCCGGGUGUUUGGCAGGUGCCAGAUUUACUAGCAGCACUUCCUUGGGCAGGGAUGGGGUGAGGUUGAUGCCCUCCCUUGGGUGACUAAUCCCUGCAGGCUCUGAUGGGCAGGCUCUCACUGAGAGGUUUUGAAUUGCCCAGCCUGGCCUGGGUGUGCAUUGUCCCAGGGCUGGCACAUAACACACUGAGACGUGGCUGGCUGGAUCCGGGAGGAAAUCACCAGGUAGCACAGCCAAGCGCAGCUCUGAGCCUGGCUUAGAGCAGGACUCACCCUGGCAGCAAAGCCUCCCCCGUACCCCAAAGCCUCUCCCACCUGGUAAGUUCAUUUGCUGUGUCCUGUGGGAGGGGAUGAGCCGAUCCCGGGAUGGCUCCGACCGCGGCUCUUUGCUCCUUAUUCCAGGAGCAAGAGGUUUCGGAGGAGGACAAAAGUGGCCCCACAUCCCUGGGCAGUGUUUGUGUGGGCACUGAGCUCGUGGCACCUCCUUUCUCCAGGCCAGGAUGGGUGACUCCAAGGUGUUAGAGGUUCCCCACGUGACCAGCCACAAUGAGAGCUCCGGCCCCUGCCUGAUGCCUUUCCUGCUGAUAAAAAUGAUCAACAAGUCUCGAGGGAAGAUACUCGGGGUGCUGGCUCUGUUUCUGGUGAUGGUUUGGUACUCGAUCUACCGGGAAGACAGGUACACACAGCUCUUUUAUUUCCCUGUGCAAGAAAACAACAAGACAACGUGUCCCCUUGGGGAGGUGGAAAAGAAAGCACCACAGCUCAUCAGGAACUACACGAGGGACCACCCACUGUUCUUGCAGCUGAAGGAUUAUUUUUGGGUGAAGACACCGUCGCUCUACGAGCUGCCCUACGGCACCAAGGGAAGUGAAGACGUCCUCCUGCACCUGCUGUCCAUCACCCAUCACUCCCUGCCCGAGAGCAUCCAGAGCCUGAAGUGCCGGCGGUGUGCUGUGGUGGGCAACGGCCACCGGCUCCGCAACAGCUCCAUGGGGGACACCAUCAACACCUACGAUGUCGUGAUCAGGCUGAACAACGCCCCAGUCCAUGGUUAUGAGCAGGACGUGGGCUCCAAGACCACCAUGCGCCUCUUCUACCCGGAGUCAGCUCACUUCGACCCCCGGGCCGAGAACAACCCCGACACGCUGCUGGUGCUCGUGCCCUUCAAGCCCUCGGACUUCCAGUGGAUGGAGGCCAUCCUUAAUGACAAGAAGAGGGUUCGGAAAGGGUUUUGGAAACAGCCCCCGCUGAUCUGGGACGCCAACCCAGAGCAAGUGCGUGUCCUCAAUCCCUACUACAUGGAAGUCACUGCUGCUAAACUGCUCAACCUCCCCAUGAAGCAACCAAGGAAGGUCAAGCAGAAGCCCACCACGGGGCUGCUGGCCAUCACCUUGGCACUGCACUUGUGUGACCUGGUGCACAUCGCGGGCUUUGGCUACCCCGAUUCAGCCAACAAGAAGCAAACCAUCCACUACUACGAACAGAUCACACUCAAGUCCAUGGCUGCGUCGGAGCACAACGUGUCACACGAGGCCGUGGCCAUCAAGCGGAUGCUGGAGCUGGGACUCGUCAAGAACCUCACCUACUUCUGAGGAUGGCACAGGGACAGUGAGGGGACACUGUGCUGGCAUGGCCAGAGUGACCGAGGGCACAGCAUCCUUGUCACCGCCGCCACACGCCCUGGGACUGUCGGAGCGGGGCUGGGCUGGGGGCCGCGCUGGACCGUGGGUGCCCAGGGUGGGGCAGCUCUUGGGGUGCAGGGAGCCCGGCAGGGCCGUGCCCCAGCGCCUUUUCUACUGACACACUGAAGCUACCGAGGACUUGGAGGGGGUUUUUGGGGUAGGGGGGUCCUCCCUCCCAGCAGGACUGAGGGGGUGAGUCAGGGCAGGAGCCCUUGCCCUGGAUAUUCUCUUGCCCUUAAUUCCCUCAUACGCUGACGAGGGCCCUGCUGAGGGGCUGAUUUUGGGGGUCCUGGCCACUCCCCCCCCAGGGGAUGGGAGCCUUUGGAGGCUAAUGUUGCCUCCUCCCUGCCCUGGACCUCCCCCAAAUAUUUAAUUCCCCCCUUUUUUUUAAUUUCCUUUUUUACUUGGCAGCCCUGUCCUGUGCCUUAGCGCUGGCGUAGGGACUCGUCCCCACAGCCCCCCUGGGUGGGGGCACCCUGGGGUGCUUGGCUUCAGGGUCUGCCAGGGCCCUUUGGUGGUGCAGAUUAAUUUAAUUAAUUUAAAUGCUUAUUUAUGGUGGAGCCUUCACCCAGGGCCCUCAUGCCACUGGUGUCAGGGACAAGGGGCCGUGGGUGGGCAUUUGGGAUGUCCCCCCACCAUGGAGGGGGUUCACUGGUGCUUUCUCCCUGCUGGUGUAGGAUCCCCUCUGCCCCCGUGGGGCUGCAGGUGUCGGGGGGACCCAUGGAUGGGGCUGUUGGGGUCACGCUGGCACCCAAUAAAGUCCUGGUGAGGCUGGGA
Messenger RNA from Catharus ustulatus (Swainson's thrush), 7823 nucleotides. It is a transcript of the gene ST3GAL4, whose product is annotated as ST3 beta-galactoside alpha-2,3-sialyltransferase 4. The transcript is spliced from 12 exons. The record is from RefSeq and is a predicted model, not a curated record. Lineage: Eukaryota; Metazoa; Chordata; Aves; Passeriformes; Turdidae. Gene Ontology annotation, biological process: glycolipid biosynthetic process. Gene Ontology annotation, molecular function: sialyltransferase activity. Bases 5865 to 6956 code for a protein of 363 amino acids.